UUUCCUCUGAGCUCUAUAUCUGCUCCCAAGGACACCUUUAGCUUCAUUUCCUGCUCUUGCAGCCUCACCUGUGGUACUGCCAGAGCCAGCGGAGCAGGCAGGAAUGCAGUGCGCAGGACUCUUGCUGGUGGCCUUGGCUACCUGUGUGGCUCUUCAACCCUCAGAAGCCAUAUUGCCCUUUUUCUCCAGCUGUUGCACUGAGGUUUCACCACACCUUUCCAGAAGGCUUCUGAAGAUGGUUCAUACAUGUCACCUGCAGAGAGCUGAUGGGGACUGUGACUUGGAUGCUGUCGCCCUUUAUUUCGGGCGCAGAAGAUUCUGUGUUACCACAGAGAAUCAUAUGCUUAAGGAAUGGAUGAAAGCACAAGCAGCCAAGAAAAUUGGUCAACGCAUAAUUUGCCGCGAGAAGAAGUAUAAUAAGAGUUCAUCAAGGGGCACGUCAGUGGAGGGUUCCAUGACGGGCUGCCAUAAGACUUCUUCCUAGACAGCUGAUGCCAAGACCACAAAGACGAUUCCUCUAGUGAAAGGCAGCACUCACCUUAAUAUGAUCUUUUAAGAGGAGCUUGUAAUUUCUUCAAUUUUAUUAUUACCAUUAUUACCAGGUUUUCCAGGCCUACAGAGAUGUACAAAGAAUAGUACAAUGAGCACCUGUCUGUAUACCAGUCACAGAUAAUUUUACAACACAUACACACACACAAUUUUGCUAAGCCACGAAAAAAGUUGCAAACAUGACACUUCAUUCAAUUUCCUCUUUAGUAUUUUAAUUUGGCAUACUUUAAGAAUAAAGGCGCUGGGGCAGAGCAGGUUAAAGCCCUGGCCUGCAGUGCUGGCAUGCCAUAUGGGUGCCAGUUCAAGUCCCAGUUGCUCCACUUCUGAUCCAGCUUUCUGCUAUGGCCUGGGAAAGCAGUAGAAGAUGAUCCAAGUGCCUGGGCCCCUGCACCUACAUGGGAGACCUGGAAGAAGCUCCUGGCUCUAGGUUCCUGGUUUCAGAUCUGUCCAACUCCAGCUGUUGCAACCAUUUGGAGAGUGAGCCAGUGGAUGGACGACCUCUCUCUCCCUGUGUAACUCUGCCUUUCGAAUACAUAAAUAAAUCUUUAAAAAAAAAAAGAAUAAAGACAUUUUACUUUAUAACAUUAUCACUUUAUCAUUUUCUCUUAUAACAUCAUUUUCAUACCUAAAAACUAAUACUGUAAUUACAUAUUAUAUAUAUAUCACAUUCAAAUUUUCCUUUUUCCAGAAUGUUUUGUACAUUUUUUUUCAAUCUGAGGAUCAAUCAAGGUCACACAUUGCAACUAAUUGUUAUAUUUCUUUAGUAUCUUUUUAAAAAUAUUCAUUUGACAGAGCAAAAUAGAGAGAGUUCCCAACCUGUUUCAUUCUUCAAAUAUCUGCAACAGCUAAGACUUAGCUGAGUUGAAGCCAGGAGCCAGAAACUCAAUCCAGGUUUCCUGUGUGGGUGGCAACCAUUCAAAUAUUUGAGCCCUCAACUGCUGCCUUCCAGAGUCCACAUUAGCAGGAGCUGGAAUUAGAAGCCAGAGGCAGGCAUUGAACUCUUAUGGGGUACGGGUGUCCUAACUGGUGGCUUAACCAUAAGACCAAUUGCCUGCUCCUAUUAUCUUUCAAUCUAAGAAAUGUCCUCUAUUUGUUUUCUUUGUGCACAUGGAUGGACAUCUUGGCCAGUGUUCAUUCCACAUUCCGGAUUUGUCUGAUUGUUGCCUUAUAAUCAGGUUCAGGUUUACCAUAUUUGGUAGGAAUUUCCUAUGGGAAUUUGUGUACUUCCUAUUGUGUCACUUAGGGCUCAUGAACAUCCAAGUUUAUUUUCUAAAUAGAAAAAUUUAAGAUUAACAGCACUUCAGAACGUCCAAAUUAAAUAGCUCCUGUUGUUUGGAUUGAUAAAUUCUGAUGUUGUGAAGAAAAACAUAAACAAAAACAAAAACAAAAUCCUAUUUGCUCCUUUCUGGCUCCUGCAGUAAAUUCCUGAACAGCAGCUCUAGCCAGGGGUCUCGAGUUGGUCCCAUGUGGGGUGAUUUUACAUUUUCCCUAAAUAAGGAGUCACAGAGGCUUCAGGAUGUAUACUAGGAGCCCAGUUUUCAUAAACAGCUGUUGGAAAGCAGCAGGAGCCAUGUUACCAGGUGCCAGGUGUCCUGGGCUUCCUUGCUGGCCAGUUCCAGGCAGUGGCAUGGCACUCAAAGAGGUGCUGAGCCUGGUGUAGCUUAAAAUAUCCCCAGUCUCUUGUAUAACAUCCCUCAGUGACACCAGUGUAGCAGGUGAUGUGUUUAUUCCCACCAACAAAGCUUUGCACUGAUAUUCCCACUCUAUGGAAUGGAAGCCUGAGGCUCAAAGAGGUCAAAUGGCUUUUCCAAGGUCACUCAGUAACUGACAGAGAGAAGCCUGGAACCCAGUUCUCAUCUCAGCCCCGUAAUAAAUACCGGAAAGGUGUAGACACGGGGAUGGGAUGGAAGGGAGGAGAGGACCUCAGAUAAAGAUUUGUGACAGGGACUUCACAAGGGGGCAGGCGAUGCCUACUGACAGCUUAUUUUUGUGGAAGCCUGGAAUUGAAACAUGCUGCCCCUGGCAUUGUUGCUGCUGACAGUGACAAUAACCAUAGAUUAAAACAGGCCCUGACCUGACUCUAUGGAGUUUCACAUGCCUAGGCACUGGAGAAAACUGCACACAAUUUAUAAUUGUUGAUUAGCAAAAUCUCCCUCACCAGAUCUUUGUUUGAACUUAUGGACAGAUUUUGUCAAAAAUACAGUAUUCUUCCUAUUCAACCUAUCAUGGUUUUUGAUGUGAUAAUAUGAUAAUACAGGUGAUCCUAAAGAAAACAGAAUAUUCCCCUUUAAUUUGUAUUAUGAUCAUCCAUUGUCAUCAAACUGCAGGAUCUAAAAGCUGAAGAAAGCAACAUUAAAUAAAAAAAUGUUAAAAUGUG
Oryctolagus cuniculus (rabbit) is the source of this 2926-nucleotide messenger RNA. Its product is annotated as C-C motif chemokine 28. The record is from RefSeq and is a predicted model, not a curated record. Gene Ontology annotation, cellular component: extracellular region. Lineage: Eukaryota; Metazoa; Chordata; Mammalia; Lagomorpha; Leporidae. Gene Ontology annotation, biological process: immune response. Gene Ontology annotation, molecular function: chemokine activity.